Molecule: messenger RNA, 954 nt
Organism: Meloidogyne enterolobii
Lineage: Eukaryota; Metazoa; Nematoda; Chromadorea; Rhabditida; Meloidogynidae
Source: the annotation of a GenBank genome assembly
UUUAUUUUUCAUUGAAAGAUAGAGAAAGAAAUUUUGAGAGACUAUAUACAAUUUUAAGAGAGUAUGUGACGUUCUGUCUUUUUUUACCCGUUGUACCAUUUUGUCGUAUUCCAUUUUGUCUUUUUUACGCGAAGUAUUAUUUAGUCUGUAGUUUGAUAGAGAAAGAAAUGUGCGAGUUUGAUACCAUUUGUCAUUUUUUAUUCAUUGUACCCUUUGUCGCUUCCAUUUUUGUCUUUUUUACCAUAGAUCCUUUUUGUCUGAACAUUAUUUCUUCAACUUUUGGAAAAUAAAUCGUUGGGAUUUUGCCUGAUUUUUUAACAUUUUUCUUUAAUUUAUUUUUAGUUAAUUCUUCAAAAUAGCCUAAAUAAUAGCCUUAUUGUUUCAAAAUGGGUGGAAAAGUUUCAACAAACGUUGACUCCUUCAGAGAUCCUUUGACUACUCCACAAGUUGAUCGACCUUGCACUUUUGAUCCUUUGUAUGGAUUUCCAAAGGGAAGGAAGGUUAAAGAGAUGAAAAUGACGUGGGAAGAAAUGGAAAAGUAUAAACUUCCAGUUGGCCUUCGUGAUUAUUGCGCUCAUCUCGCCGUUCCUUUUAUCGAUUGUCAACGGAAACAUAGAUUGUUUGCAACUCAUUGUUGUGCUGGACUCCGCCAUGAUUGGGUUCACUGUCAAUUCAAAGAAGAAAUUGAUCGUCGAAAAGAAUAUGAACGUGAAAAGCGUCUUCUUCAACGAAAAGCUCGUAAAGAAAAACUUGCACGUGAACAAGCCCAAGCGUGAUUUUUAGUUGAUUUUUUGUGCUGGUUUAUAGGUCUUAAAUUUUAUGUAAAAUUUUUUUGUGAUUUUUGUUUGGAAUUUUUAAUCAAAUCAAAAUUGAUACAAAACAUCUUUAUAAUUUUUUAAAUUCAAAAAUUUUUGCGGACAUCCGCAACUUUUUGCGGAUUGUUAUAAAAUUGGG